Molecule: messenger RNA, 810 nt
Organism: Cooperia oncophora
Lineage: Eukaryota; Metazoa; Nematoda; Chromadorea; Rhabditida; Trichostrongylidae
Source: the annotation of a GenBank genome assembly
AUGACUGAAUUUGUGGAACAGCUUGCUUAUGGUAGGAACCGUUAUAGGGACGUUGGAUGUUUUGACGACAAUCGGGUAAUCUUGACCCUGGGGCACACCACAUACAUCCACGCCAACUAUGUCUCCACUCCCAGCCAUCCGAGAAAGUUUGUAUGCACGCAGUUCCUUCUCCCCAGUCAUUUGAGCCUUCACACAUGUGCGGAAUUUUGGUGCAUGGUAGUGCAGGAAGAGGCCGAUGUGAUUCUGAUGUUAUGCAAUUUCACAGAAAUGGGUCGCGAAAAGUGUGCAGAAUACUAUCCAACGGAUAGUAAUGAGCCAUUAACGUUCGAAGGCAAUAUCACCGUUUCCUUCAAGAACAGGGAGCAGUUUAACUUCCCAUUCGAGACCAACGUGGUCGUAGAAGUCACCAGUUUGGAGGUCUCUGUCCCAGGAUGUCCACAUCAUUCGUGUGCUCAUUAUCACUGGGUUGAUUGGCCUGAUCGAGGAGUUCCACAAGCGGAUCUGGCUCCGCUUUAUCUCCUUCAUGAGCUUGUCAACACAAGGCUAGUCAAAAAGAUCAUCAGCAAGUCGAUAUCAGCCAGUUCAUUGAUUCCAGGGCACCCAUCAUUGUACACUGCUCAGCAGGUAUUGGCAGAACUGGAUCAAUUGUCUUGCUCCAAUAUGCCAUGGAAAAUGACAGCAGUAAUCUUCGUAUGUCCAUCAAGUGCUUUUGAAAAUUUUCUCCACAAAACUGGAUGUCUGCCACAAAGCCUCGAUCUAGCACUUGAAACUUUCAAGAAGAAUUAUCAUAAGAUCACUAAAGGAUUUUAA